CACUAAGUUUGUGUCCCCUUUUUACCUCACUCGCGCAUGCUGUGCGUACUCACUUACUAACCCGGUGUUGAUUUUGGUUGCAUCAGUACCAUAUCAACCGUUAGGGGGUAUAUAUCAUUCCUCUGUCGUCCCUCUCUCUCUCAGUGUUCUUGGACGCAACGCUUGUGUACGUACACCACUUUCGAUCCGUUGUCUUGUUAAAUUACUAUGAAUAGGGCUAAUUCCUUUUGGCAAAAUUUGAAGAACGUGUUUGGUCGACCUAAGGACAAAAGUGAUACAGUCAAGGAGAAUGAGGAAAACGGACAUAUCUUGCCUCUUGACCUGAUAGAGGGUAAGAUUAAACCGGCUACGGACGAUGGGAAAGUUAUUGAUUAUGAUGGCGGAGAGAUGGCAACACCAGCACAAGGAGGGGACCUUCCGGAGCGAGGAACUUGGAGCACCGGAAAACUUGGCUUUAUCUUUGGUUGUCUUAACUACGCUGUUGGGCUGGGAAACGUCUGGCGUUUCCCAUAUCUGUGCUAUGAAAAUGGUGGAGGCGCCUUCCUCUUGCCUUACUUCCUGAGCAUUAUCCUUUGUGGAAUACCACUAUUUAUAAUGGAAGUGUCUAUAGGCCAGUACAUGAGCACUGGAGGAAUUGCAAUAUGGAACUUAGUACCCGUACUAAAAGGUGAGACGGUAAAAAAACCUAAAAAGAAGACAGUAGAAAGAUCGAACUUAACAUAAUUUAUGAUAAAUCGA
Molecule: messenger RNA, 738 nt
Organism: Limulus polyphemus (Atlantic horseshoe crab)
Lineage: Eukaryota; Metazoa; Arthropoda; Merostomata; Xiphosura; Limulidae
Product: sodium- and chloride-dependent GABA transporter 1-like
Exons: 2
Coding region: 208-723 (171 amino acids)
Biological process (GO): sodium ion transmembrane transport
Cellular component (GO): membrane
Source: RefSeq, a predicted model, not a curated record